GUUAAACUGAGCUGGACAUCUUCUUCACUACAUCAUUGACCACCUCGGCUCCGCUGCCUUCCAAAAGUGCCGAAAAACGCUGGUCAAAAUUGGAGUGAGAGAGAAGUGCCUGAAGUGGCUGGUCGUGAAUCUCGUAGGAAGAAUGGAAGACGUCGUUUGAGAAGCGAGGAACGUCGGCUGUCGACGCUCGAUUGUUUACUAACAGCUCUAAGGUAUUUCAUAUUUUAGAUCUUAUGGGGAAAUUUAAAAUAAUAAUCGAGUCCCACACUUUUUAGAAUUCAGUCCCAGUUGCGUUGAAUUUGAGGCUUCCGCAUCUCUCACGCCUUACGCCCUUCGCUUCUAUGCUUUAGCCGCUAAAGUUUAGCGCCUCAGCUAAAUGAAAGGCGUAAGCCUGACUACUGGCGUUUCAGUGACGCCUUUGCGUCUUUGCGCCUCAGAGGCGGAAGCCUCAAACGCCUUUAAAGUGGUAGAUGGUAAGGUUUAUACUGUCUUGGAGAAUGAACAAAAGAACAAAGGUCCUAGUCAACAAGAUUUACAGGAGACUGUUGUGCUACUUGAUGGUGAUGAGCCACACUAUAUGUCCUUCUUGAGUUGUACUGUUCAAAAUGGCCUGUCAUACACAACUCAACUUACAGAAAAUGACCCACUCUUGUCCAUACAUUAUGAAAAAGAGGUUGACUUUGGUUAUGAGCCAGAUGACGGGAGUGGUGAUGACCCAGUCUAUAUGGAGUUCUUGGCUAGUACUGUUCAAAAAGGGACAUCAUACAUCACUAAACAUGAAGAGAAUGGCUCGCUCUUGCAUUUACAUUAUGAAAAUGUGGAUGAGUGUGGUUACGAGGCGGAUGAUGGCAACAGUGAUGACCCAUACUAUUUUAUGUUCUUGGCUAGUACGGUUCAGAAAGGCACAUCAUACAUGACUAGGCAUGAAGAAAAUGGCUCGCUCUUGGUCAUAGAUUAUGAGGGAGAGGACAGUCUGGGGGUAAGCAUAGAUGAAAAUUGCUUGGUUUUCCGGCAAAACUUGUCAUCUAAAAUCUUUGAUGUUGAUACUUCGUCUCAUGGCAAUCAGCUUGUAGAAUACUAUCGUAAGGACCAGGAUGAAGAUUAUUUAGUUUGUCUACAAACCUCAAACUAUGGGUUUAAAGCUUCAUUCCCAGGCAGUCAUAUGGAUGGCUGUAGUGAUUCUGAAGAUGUUGAAGUUAUUCAAAACAAGUAUUCUAUUGCUGGUGAAAGAUACCCUGAUUGUUUUGUCCCUUCAAAGGAAUAUCUCAGUCUAGAUGAGACGAACAAGUUUUGUGGUCAAAGUAUGCAAUCUCCAUUCAGGAAGAAGAUCAUUACUAUUCUUAAGAGGCCAUAUGACCAGUCAGAGUAUGAAAAGCUUUUGAAAGGUGUCAAAGUUCGACUGCCUGUAGAAAGAAACAUGGAAUUGAGGAAUGGGAGAGAUGUAGCAUACAGUGCAAAUAGGAAAGGAAAGUCCCUUCUUGACCACCACAAAGAUCUCAAGGAUAAACUAAAAGAAGCGCAAGCUAACAAACGUAAAAGGUUGAACAUUUUGCGCGGGUUUUUCUUUUGGCUUCAGCAUUUGACUCAGGCAGGAGUAUUUAAGCCUUGGACCGAUACAGCAUGUCUUGAUAUUUUGCCUGCAUCUCGCUGACUCUGAAUUACGAUGUAGUGCCCCACAGGUAAGCACAAUGUAAUGUACUCAUGUAUAUAAGAACCAAGUACGAGUUUUUUCCCUGACUUGGUUUUUGGCUCAUUUGUUGAUAUUUUCGACUUUCAGUAUCCAUUACUCCAUUAGUAGUUAUUCAAACAGUAUUAUAUAUGGUCAACUUAUAUUGAUAUGUAAGUAUGGUGCAGUGGCAGUGUGCCACACAGGUUGGAAGGUGCUUUGCUUUAACAAAUCAAGAGUUAUGUUGUACAUAGACUCGUAGAGGAGGGAGGGAUAGAGAUAGUGUGAUCAUUUUAGUUGUUUGUAUUCACAUAGAUUCUUGACACAGAUAAUAGUUGUGCUGUUCAUAGCAAUAGUUUUCUGUAUGAUCAGUUUUAAUUAUUUGGGUAAAAUAAAUGUGUAGUUGUCUAUAAGUCCCAAUAAAUGAUGUAGUUGCAUGUGUGAUCAAUUUACAUGUAAUUUGGAAAAUUUUGAAAAGAUAAUAAAGCAAAAUGGCUC
This is a messenger RNA of Cuscuta europaea, 2164 nucleotides long. Lineage: Eukaryota; Viridiplantae; Streptophyta; Magnoliopsida; Solanales; Convolvulaceae. The record is from the annotation of a GenBank genome assembly.